GAGACAAACAAGGCGAUGGGACUCCGCGAUCUCAAGAGAAUGCUCGACUCAGGUAGGCGAGUUGCGGCCGGAGCAGAGGGCUCGAGAGGAAUACCAAUGUGGCUGGUGGUGAGUAUGUCUAGCUGGAUGCGAGGGAGUAGUCGCUCAUCUCUACCUCUUGACCUACGACAGAUUCGAGCAGUCAAAGCCUCGUGGCACCAGGACGGCUCCUGGCCGAUCCUAGGCAUCGACGAAGAAGCGGCAGAAGAUGCCCUUGCUUCUCUACCCCGAUCUGUCCACGCAGCCUCGAAGCUUCUCCGCCCACCAGGCCACACUCGAGCGCAGAUUCCACCUCGAGAUCCGGAGGCAGAGCGUGGUCUUCCACCUCAGCGGCCAGACCCUGAUCCUGAGGAUGUCGUCAGGCGGUAUGAAGAGCAAGGCGUCGACGUAGGGCCUGCGCCCAAGGGUGAGGGAUUUGAACAUUGGUGAGAGAGGAGCGCGAACAGGCCAGAGGAACCGUCGAGCAUCUGUACAUUACAAGCAUACACAGUCAUCAGUAGCGCGUCGGAGGGAGGGGAAUAGCAUGGGUACCCGAAACGAGAUAUACAAUCAUUAAUCGAGAUGAUCUACUGGUAUCAAGG
Molecule: messenger RNA, 620 nt
Organism: Jaminaea rosea
Lineage: Eukaryota; Fungi; Basidiomycota; Exobasidiomycetes; Microstromatales
Exons: 1
Coding region: 16-468 (150 amino acids)
Source: RefSeq, a predicted model, not a curated record